Molecule: messenger RNA, 1083 nt
Organism: Colletotrichum orchidophilum
Lineage: Eukaryota; Fungi; Ascomycota; Sordariomycetes; Glomerellales; Glomerellaceae
Product: alcohol dehydrogenase GroES-like domain-containing protein
Exons: 3
Coding region: 1-1083 (360 amino acids)
Biological process (GO): alcohol metabolic process
Molecular function (GO): zinc ion binding; alcohol dehydrogenase (NADP+) activity
Source: RefSeq, a predicted model, not a curated record
AUGAGUUAUCCCGAAAAGUUUAGCGGCUUCUGUACCGCAGGUCCUAGCUCAUGGAACAAGUUCACCAAAGAAAUUCUGACACCAAAACCGUUUGAAGAUCACGACAUCGAUGUGCAGAUUGAGUGCUGCGGUGUCUGCGGAUCUGACGUCCACACUAUCACUGGCGGCUGGGGUGAAUACGAGGGUCCCCUGUGCGUUGGCCACGAGGUUGUCGGUAAGGCGGUUGCGGUGGGGAAGAACGUCAAGGAGAUUAAGGUGGGCGAUAGAGUUGGUGUGGGUGCUCAGGUCUGGGCAUGCCUCAAGUGCGAGCAGUGCAAGAACCAGAAUGAAAACUACUGCCCUCAUUUGGUUGACACGUACAACGCCAAGUAUGAAGAUGGGAGCCAAGCACAUGGUGGCUUUGCUAGUCACAUUCGCGCGCACGAGUACUUCACGUUCAAGAUACCCGAUGCUAUAAAGUCGGAGAAUGCUGGCCCACUGAUGUGCGCCGGUCUCACCACAUACUCACCCCUGGUGCGAGGUGGUGUCGGCCCGGGUUCCGUUGUCGCCAUCGUGGGUAUCGGCGGCCUCGGCCAUCUCGGUCUUCAGUGGGCCAAGGCACUCGGAGCGGAAGUGUAUGCCGUUACCCACUCGCCGGACAAGGCCGAAGAUUGCAAGAAGCUCGGAGCCAAGGAAGUCAUUGACACCAACAAGAAGGACUGGGCUAAGCCUUAUGCCUUCAAGUUCGAUUUCAUGCUCAACUGCUCCGACAUGACCAACGAGUUUGACCUCCAGACUUACCUGUCUACGCUCAAGGUUGGUGGACAAUUCCACAUGGUCGGUCUGCCCGAUAAGCCUCUGCCCCAGUUCCCCGCAGCCCUUUUCGCCAGCAAUUCUGCCAAGAUGACUGGUAGCCAUAUUGGCAACAAUCAGGAGAUGAAUGCCUUGUUGAAGUUGGCGGCCGAGAAGGGAAUCUCACCUUGGGUUGAGACGAUUGACAUUUCCGAGGCAGGGUGUAAAGAGGCCGUUGAGAGAGUGAAGGCGAACAAGGUUCAUUAUCGCUUCACUUUGGUCGGGCACCAGAAGGCGUUUGGGACUGCUUGA